ACAUCAAACCCGACCCGAAAAAAAUCUUUACACUAUAAAAGCAGGGGAAGGUCCCUUCUUUCCAUUAAGACGUUUUCUUCCCCAAAUCCCCUAAUCAUAUUCUCUCAUACGGAACCCUAACGACCAAAAUUCUCGUUCAAUUAACAGAUCCACAAGGAUUUAGUAGAGAUGUCGUUUGAUUUGGUGCUGAAUCCGUCGUGUGACGGUUGCAGAUCGACGGUGGAGUUGUAUGGUAGCAAUUGUAAACACAUGACGCUUUGUGUGGCUUGUGGCAAGACCAUGGCUGAGCGCAAGGACCGGUGCCGUGAUUGUGGCGCCACCAUCACUCGUUUAAUUAGGGAAUACAAUGUGCGUGCAAGUGCAGCCAGCGAUAAGAAUUACUUCAUAGGAAGGUUUGUGACUGGUUUACCAAGUUUCUCAAAGAAGAAAAAUGACAACAAGUGGUCUCUCCAGAAAGAAGGAUUACAGGGACGUCAAGUCAGCGACACCCUACGGGAGAAAUACAAGAACAAACCUUGGCUUUUGGAAGAUGAAACUGGGCAAUUUCAGUAUCAGGGUGUACUCGAGGGUGCACAAACGGCAACAUACUACCUUCUCAUGCUGCAGGGGAAGGAGUUUGUUGCGAUCCCUGCUGGUUCAUGGUACAACUUCAACAAAGUUGCACAGUAUAAGCAGCUUACGCUUGAGGAAGCAGAAGAAAAGAUUAAAAACAGAAGGAAAACUGCCGAUGGUUAUCAGAGAUGGAUGAUGAAAGCAGCAAACGGCGGAGCUGCUGCUUUUGGUGAAGUUGAAAGGUUUGAUGACAAGGAAAGCGGUGGAGCGGGUGGGAGAGGGGGGCGUAAAAAGAAUAACGCCGAUGAUGACGAGGCAAACGUGUCAGACCGGGGAGAAGAAGAUGAAGACGAGGAGUCUGCUAGGAAAACGAGACUUGGACUUAAUAAGAGAGGUGGCGAUGAUGAUGAGGAAGGUCCUAGAGGCGGUGAUCUUGAUGGUGAUGAUGAUGACAUUGAGAAGGGUGAUGACUGGGAGCAUGAGGAAAUUUUCACAGAUGACGAUGAAGGUGUGGCCAACGAUCCCGAGGAACGGGAAGAUUUGGCCCCUGAAAUCCCUGCUCCUCCAGAAAUCAAGCAGGAUGACGAAGAUGAGGAGGAUAAUGAAGAAGAGGAAGGAGGACUGAGCCAAUCUGGAAAAGAGUUGAAGAAGCUGCUCGGGAAAAAUAGUGGGGCCAAUGAAUCCGAGCCAGAGCAAGAGGAUGAUGACGAUGACGACGAUGAUAUUGAAGACGAAAGUUCCCCUGUUCUUGCACCAAAGGCUAAUAAUAACGGGGGUCCAUCAAAGCGUAAUAACAACCCUCUUAAAGAGGAACCCGUCGACAAUAGCCCCUCAAAGCCAGCAGCUGCUACAACAUCAGCUCGGGGAACCCCAUCUUCAAACAAGUCGGCUAAGGGAAAGCGAAAAAGCACUGAAGAGAACAAACCGUCAAAUGGUGCCGCCACAGCUUCAAAGAAAGUCAAAACCGAAAAUGACGUGAAACAUGUAAAGGAGGAGCCUGCAAAGGCCGGUAAAGGUUCUUCUUCUAAACCAGCAGGUGCAGGUGCCUCAUCUGCUACCGGACCUGUCACGGAAGAAGAAAUUUCGGCGGUUCUGCUGCACAACGCACCUGUCACCACACAGGAUCUUGUUGCUAAGUUUAAAUCCCGCUUACGCACCAAAGAGGACAAAAAUGCGUUUGCAGAAAUUCUGAGAAGGAUUUCCAAGAUACAGAAGACCAACGGUGCCAACUAUGUGGUGCUGAGAGACCGAUGAGGUGCUGAGAGAAACGGGCCCCGGCCCUUUACCCGACCCAACUGUUUUAUAUACAUGGAUACUUUACUUGACGUCAACUGGAUUCCUUUCCCUUUCCUUUGCAGAUGACUUUUGGUAGAUGUUGCUUGUGCUUCAUUGUCAUUUGAAUCUGCACAUGUUAAUCAUAUUUUGAAAUAACUUUCAACACAGAAGCUUGUUUAAGAUUUAUGUAUUAUGAGUCCUGUUUACUAUAAUGAUUUGUUUUCUAUUAAUAAGUAUAACAAUCAGGCUGCUUUUAAUCCUAGAUUGAAAUCAUUUUUAGCCAA
Messenger RNA from Helianthus annuus (common sunflower), 2111 nucleotides. RefSeq names its product transcription initiation factor IIF subunit alpha. The transcript is spliced from 10 exons. The record is from RefSeq and is a predicted model, not a curated record. Bases 169 to 1806 code for a protein of 545 amino acids. Gene Ontology annotation, biological process: transcription initiation at RNA polymerase II promoter; positive regulation of transcription elongation by RNA polymerase II. NCBI's taxonomy places the organism in Eukaryota, Viridiplantae, Streptophyta, Magnoliopsida, Asterales, Asteraceae. Gene Ontology annotation, molecular function: RNA polymerase II general transcription initiation factor activity; DNA binding; TFIIF-class transcription factor complex binding. Gene Ontology annotation, cellular component: transcription factor TFIIF complex; nucleus.